Molecule: messenger RNA, 354 nt
Organism: Ylistrum balloti
Lineage: Eukaryota; Metazoa; Mollusca; Bivalvia; Pectinida; Pectinidae
Product: sulfotransferase 1C2A-like
Exons: 3
Coding region: 1-354 (117 amino acids)
Biological process (GO): sulfation
Cellular component (GO): cytoplasm
Molecular function (GO): sulfotransferase activity
Source: RefSeq, a predicted model, not a curated record
AUGGGGAGUAAGGACGGAUAUUGGCAUACUUCAGUUGGUGUCCUGAUCAAAAAUCUCCAUACGAAUAUUGUGCAGAUAGCAAAGUUUUUAGAAGUCAACGACGAGGAAAGAUUUUUGAAAAAGGUUGAAGAAGCUGUCGGAUUUGAAAAUCUUAAGAAAGAACAUGCGACAAGACUUGGAGAGAGUGAUAGAUGGAAACACCUUGGAGAUAACGGGAGAAUGCCCAUAUAUAGAAAAGGAAUUGUUGGUGAUUGGAAAACCAAAUUCACUGUAGCACAGAAUGAAAAAUUUGAUGAAGUCUUCGAGGAAAAGAUGGAAGACAUAUCUGCCAGCCUUGACAUUGUCUACGAGUGA